GCCCCGCCCCCGAGUCCACACCAAGCCUGUCCUCGCUGCAGUCCAGGCGAACACCCCCGGCCGUGGAAUAAUGAAUCCGAUAGCGGGCGGCUUCACGGAAGAGGAAUUCCUGGAAGCUUGCGCCGAGCUCCAGGAGCCGGCGCUGGCCGGGGCCGACUGGCAGCUGCUGGUGGAGACCUUGGGAAUCAGCAUCUACCGGCUGUUGGACCAGCAGAGUGGACUUUACAAGUAUAAGGUCUUUGGUGUUUUGGAGGAUUGUGCACCAGCUCUGUUUGCAGAUGUCUACAUGGACUUAGACUACAGAAAGCAGUGGGACCAGUAUGUUAAAGAACUCUAUGAGAAUGACUGCAGUGGAGAGACCGUGGUCUACUGGGAGGUGAAGUACCCUUUCCCCAUGUCCAACAGAGAUUACGUGUACAUCCGGCAGCGGCGAGAACUGGACGUGGAAGGGCGGAAGAUCCACGUGAUCCUGGCCCAGAGCACCUGUGUGUCUCAGCUUGCUGAAAGGCCGGGUGUGAUCCGCGUGAAGCAGUAUAAGCAAAGCCUGGCGAUUGAGAGUGACGGCAAGAAGGGGAGCAAAGUUUUCAUGUAUUACUUCGAUAACCCGGGUGGCCAAAUUCCGUCCUGGCUCAUUAACUGGGCGGCCAAGAAUGGAGUUCCUAACUUCCUGAAAGACCUUGCCAAAGCCUGUCAGAACUACCUCAAGAAAACCUAAGAAAGAGAAUUGCGACUGAAUGCCCAUGGAAAUGACGUCUCUGGAAGUGCCACACCCCACGGAUGCUCAAUGUUCUUUUAUGUUUCCAUCUUCCGAGGCUUGCACACCCCGCAGUGCCUCGUCCCACCAUGUGUGUGUCUGACAUCUGGCUUGCCCACUAGGCUUCCUUUCCCAUUGUCACCCAGCAUUCCUACCCCUACCCUCCACCCAACUGGCCGGUUGGUUGGCUGGCUGGCUGGCUGGCUGCCUGCCUUAGUCCACAAUUGAAUAUGGGACAGAUUAGGGAGACCUUUGCUUGCUUAUUUUUAAGAAGGGAAGUCCUCAGUAGAGAAUACAGUCAUUCCAUUGUGUCAUUUUAGGGGAGUGAGUGGGUAGAGGCACAACAACAGAAUCUAAGAAUGACCAUGUCCAGCAAGCUGGCUCCUUCCCAGAAUGGGAUUUCUUCCAGCCUAGGAGGAGUUCUGGAAGCUGUAGUUCCUUUCCAUGCUUGUGCCCCUACUGGGAGGUCCAUGCAGAGGCUAUUUCAUCUGUGGCAUUGUUGGGCUGAUGAAGUGUGAAGUGAGCAGCCCAUAAGGCUUUCCUUGUUCUUGCUUGUAGGGGAUUCAUAGCUCUUGGGCUAUCAAUCUGCCUGAGAAGCAACACCGCUUGACUGAAUACGCGAUGCGUUAACCAUAUUCUCUUCAUCAUCCUUGACUGGGUUUUUCUCUUUACCCUCUUCUCUUGGGCAAAAACCGCCCACAUCUCUGUAGGCUGCAUUUUGUUGGAAACUGAGGCAUCCAGAUGGCUCUGGCUGCUGGCAAAAAGCAAAGCUGCCUGGUGUGUACCCUCAUGAUAGAGCGUCUUUCUUUGCAAUAAGAAAUUCCCUUCUAGGAGGUUGGGGAUGUUGAAGGGGUAAUAGCUCAUAGCCAGGAAAUAUUUAAUUAGUGACUUAAGUGAUUCUAUGCCUUUUUCCCCCCUCAGGAAUUCUUUUGUGUCUGCCUUUUCCACCACUUAAAUGACUACCAAUUACUUGUGUGUCCUCUUGAAUUUUGGUAGUGUGUGAUAUUUGGUGGCCAAAGGCACAUUCUUGCUGAUCUCAGGGAAUAAAUCUUAAUCAUUUUAUGAUGAUACUGAACUUUGAAUGACACAUGUAGAAGUUCAAGAUGCAAAGUCAGAGGAAAAGAUUUGAUGAAAUUAGGGACCUCAACCUGUGUUUUAUCUGUAGAAAGAAAAACAUAUCCCAUGAUGAAUAAAUGAAUGACUUGUA
Molecule: messenger RNA, 1961 nt
Organism: Ochotona curzoniae (black-lipped pika)
Lineage: Eukaryota; Metazoa; Chordata; Mammalia; Lagomorpha; Ochotonidae
Gene: PCTP
Product: phosphatidylcholine transfer protein
Exons: 6
Coding region: 71-715 (214 amino acids)
Molecular function (GO): phosphatidylcholine intramembrane carrier activity; phosphatidylcholine binding
Source: RefSeq, a predicted model, not a curated record